AUGUUGACUGAAGGAGAUCCAGUGACUCUCAUCUGCAAGGUUUAUGAUUCCUCUGGACAUCCAGUGACUCUCAUCUGCAAGGUUUAUGGUUCCUCUGGACAUUCAGCUGAAACUGAAUUCACUGUAACUGGUUCAUUAGAAAGACCAAAAGCCAAAGUGAGCAUUAAACCUGAUCAACAUGUAUUCGGAGGAGACACAGUCACUCUCAGAUGUGACAUUGAUGGUGAAGGAGUCACUAGCUGGCAGUACAGCUGGUAUAAAGACGGUUCAAACAGUGUUUUCAGUGAACUACAGGAACACACAUUCAGUCCUGUUACUGAGUCUGACGCAGGUAAAUACUUCUGUUAUGGAGCAGAGAGAGGAGGAUCACAAACAUCAAACAUCGGUGAUGCAGUUACACUGACAGUAGUUCCCAGAGCAGUUUUAAGUGUUUCUCCACAGAAGUGGUUGACUGAAGGAAAUCCAGUGACUCUGAUCUGUGAGGUUUACGGCUCCUCUACAGGCUGGACAUUCAGCUGGUACGCGGUUUCAUCAGUGUGGGCAUCACAAACAGGAUCUACAUGUACAUUUAGCUCCACCAUCACAUCAGACACAGGAGUGUACUGGUGUCAGUCUGAAUCUGGAGAGAACUAUCAUCCUGUUAAUAUCACUGUACACUCUGAUGUGAUUCUGGAGAGUCCUGUUCAUCCUGUGACUGAAGGAGAUAAUCUGACUCUACGCUGUUUAUAUCAACAUUCAACCCCACCAAACCUCAGAGCUGAUUUCUAUAAAGAUGAAUCACUCAUCCAGAAUCAAACUACAGAGAUCAUCUCUAAUGUCUCAAAGUCACAUGAGGGUUUCUACUACUGCAAACACUCAGAGAGAGGAGAGUCACCCAAGAGCUGGAUCUCAGUCAGAGUGUCUCAUUCAGAAUCUCAGAUCUCUGUCCUCCACACACUCAGUUCUGUACUGGCAGUUUGUCCAUAUCUUUUAGUAUCAAUCUUUCUGAAAAUCCUGCUUCAUGACCCCUUUAAAGAAGAUGACUUACCCUGGGAGAGAGAGCUCGCAAACGUCUCCUCAACAGAGAGCACGGCUCGCAUAUACAUGCUCAGCCACACCCUCAACAUUAGCAUAAUUCGCAUGCUGAAAGAGAUACAGACGAGCUGA
This is a messenger RNA of Sinocyclocheilus grahami, 1146 nucleotides long. Its product is annotated as low affinity immunoglobulin gamma Fc region receptor III-like. Gene Ontology annotation, biological process: cell surface receptor signaling pathway; immune response. Gene Ontology annotation, molecular function: transmembrane signaling receptor activity. The record is from RefSeq and is a predicted model, not a curated record. Gene Ontology annotation, cellular component: external side of plasma membrane. NCBI's taxonomy places the organism in Eukaryota, Metazoa, Chordata, Actinopteri, Cypriniformes, Cyprinidae. The coding region runs from base 1 to 1146 and encodes 381 amino acids. The transcript is spliced from 8 exons.